UUGGAGGACUGCGGUCACCCCCGACCGAAUGACAGAGCUGAUAGGGAUUGACCUUCCCCGGAUUGUUAGACCCAGCCAUUCCUCCCCCGACCUGAGUGUUUCGAGGCACUGGCUAUCCUCCCAGGCCCCUGGCAUUUAUGCCAGACAUAGACAAGGAGAGCUAACGGCUACUCAGGUCGCUAGAUUCACUCUGCUGCUGCUGUUUGCUUCGUCUUUCUGGUCUAACAGAAAAGAGAAGUUUAAUCCCUCUAUACUGAGGAGCUUGGAGGACUUGGCCCACCUCACUGAGUAUGACUGGGCCGGUGCUAUUCUGAGCCGCAUGUACGAUGAUAUGUGCGAUCUGAGUCGGGGCCACUGUAAGGCUCAGUGGGACCUACUAUUUCUGGGAGACUUGGGCCUUUGAGUAUUUUCCCUAUAUCCGCCCUGAGCUGGCCCAUACUGAUCUUGGGCUAGGGUUGGUACCUUUAGCUUGGAGAUGGUACCGAGCUAACUAACAGUCUGUUCUACGCCGGAAGUCUUUGGGGGAUCUGCGGAGCUUCUUCGAUGCUUGUACCAUAGGGCAGGCGAGUGCAUUCCUAAUUUCUCUUGGUUGUGUGAAAAAUAAAAAAGAUUUAUUAACAUAUUUGCUUCUCUUACAUAGGUUGAAGUAGGGGCGAUGGGCAUCCGACUCCAACAUUGGAUUGAGGCGGAUCCCCAUUUCAGGCGAUCAGAGGCUCUGUCUCGGCGGCGGUUUGUCUUAUCCCAUCCUAUUCUGAGACGUUACUACCUGGGUGAGCGAGUGGACUUCCAGGUUAGGGGCUGCGGCUCCGUUCCUCUUCCUCCCCCAAAGGACAUGCGAGCGGGCAAACAGAUGGUUCUUACAGAUGUCCAUACUGAGGGUAUCCCGCACAUGGAAUUGAUCCGGGGUGGAGAUUAUGACGAAUUCUGCCAGGUGUUUCUGAUGCGGCC
Molecule: messenger RNA, 948 nt
Organism: Jatropha curcas
Lineage: Eukaryota; Viridiplantae; Streptophyta; Magnoliopsida; Malpighiales; Euphorbiaceae
Source: RefSeq, a predicted model, not a curated record